Molecule: messenger RNA, 1002 nt
Organism: Adineta steineri
Lineage: Eukaryota; Metazoa; Rotifera; Eurotatoria; Adinetida; Adinetidae
Source: the annotation of a GenBank genome assembly
AUGGCUAAUGAAGCCAUCAAUAAAAAAGAUCUGAAUUUAUAUGAGAAUGACACUAUAAAACCAAUCGUAUCAUUUGGUUUAAUCACCGAUAUUCAUUAUACCGAUAAUGAUGAUCGAUGGAAUUAUUCUAAAACAUUUCUAAGACGUUAUAGAAAUUCUUUAAAAUUAGUUGAUCAAGCAUGUAAUUAUUGGUUAAAUGCUAAAUAUCCAAUUGCAUUUCUACUUCAACUUGGUGAUCUUAUUGAUGGAUUAUGUUCUACAGAUAAAACAUCUGAAUAUGAUUUAAAUUUAAUUCUUAAACAAUUUCGAAAUAUUUCACCAAUCUAUCAUAUUUGGGGAAAUCAUGAAUUAUAUAAUUUUACAAGAAAUGAAUUAUUAAAUGGACCAUUAUGUUCAUUUGAUACAAAAGAUAUUGAACCAGCUCAUUAUGGUACAAUUCAAGUUUGUUCAAACUUAAAAAUUAUUGCGAUUGAUACAUAUGAAUUAAGUCUCUUAAGUAUAGAAAAAACGAGUGAAAUGUAUAAUCAAGCAAUGAAUUUCUUACGAAAAUAUAAUCAAAAUGAAAAUGUUAAUGAUCCCAGUGGAUUAGAUGGUUAUCAACAACGAUUUAUACAAUUAAAUGGUGGAUUAACACAAAAACAACUUUGUUGGUUACAAGAACAAUUAACAAAAGCUGAAAGUCUUAAUGAAAAAGUUAUCAUUAUAGGACAUAUACCAAUUCAUCCAAAUGCAGGUGAUGAACUUGCUCUAUUAUGGAAUUAUGGUGAUGUUUUGAAUAUCCUUUGGGAAUUCAAUAAUACUGUUCUUGCAUAUAUUGCUGGUCAUUCGCAUGAAGGUGCUUAUUUUUAUGAUGAAAAACAAAUUCAUCAUUUAACAUUACAAGCUAUUGUUGAAUGUGAACCAGAUACAAAUGCUUUUGCAACUAUACAUGUUUAUAAAGAAUAUUUAAUAAUUCAAGGUAUUGGACGUAUUAAUACCUAUCGAAUUGAUUUAUUAAAAUAA